Molecule: messenger RNA, 4893 nt
Organism: Dalotia coriaria
Lineage: Eukaryota; Metazoa; Arthropoda; Insecta; Coleoptera; Staphylinidae
Gene: ena
Product: ENAH actin regulator enabled
Exons: 5
Coding region: 741-2195 (484 amino acids)
Molecular function (GO): SH3 domain binding
Source: RefSeq, a predicted model, not a curated record
GCGCCUCUGUGCGUUUUUAUUCGGUGAAGAGUGUGAAGUGCAUUGUGCGCGUAUCGGUAAAUUGAAAUUUAAAAAAAGUUACGAGGACUUCCUCGUCGCUGCUGUGUUCCGCUGCACUCGUGCACUACAUCGCUCUCUGAUUCGACGGCCAAUCGCGGCGUUGUAAAGGAAUGCAAAGCGAGUUGGUGUUAAGUAACACGAAUUAAAAACGGAUUUAGUAUUGUUGGUUGAUGUGAGCGCGCCGGACGUUCAACACUUGUGGAGUGCGUGUUGGUGCUUAUUUCAUAUUUUCGGUCGUUUGUCGCUUUUGAUACGCGUGGUAAUCUACUGCGUGUCGGUGAUUACAGCAAUUGUAAAAGCAGAAAAGUCAAUUCUGCUGUUUACGAUUGGCGCCUUGUAAUACUCGUACCAUGCGAACGCGAAAUUUGUGCAAAAGCUCUAAGAUAACAGACGAACGUUAACAACGCGUUUUAUUGCUUUGAUUCGGUGAUUCAUGCUGAUGCAGUUAUAGGCGAAUUGCUUAUUGUUGUAACAGAAAACAAAAGUCACCACCGUUGCCGUGUCCGCGGUCAUUCAACAACGCUCCAUAAACAGUACAAGCGCAAAAUCUGUUAUUGUUAUAUCGAAUUGUGAAGUGUAUGCAUAAAUGCUGAGUAAACCAUUUAGACCAAAAUUGGAUCAAUGCUAGUGUAAAGUUAAUUUAUAAGUUUAUCAAACAUUUUUGUGCGUGCGUCGAUAAAAUGUGUGACGGUGAUCCUUACAAUGCGUUUUACAAGGAAUACGAUGAUCAGUACGAGGUGGAAAUGCGCAAAAAGCGCCAAAGCUGGGAGCAGUAUUGGGCAUGUGAGCAAUCGAUAGCGAGCGCUCGUGCGAGCGUGAUGGUCUACGAUGACAUCAAUAAGAAAUGGGUGCCGUCUGGCAGCUCCUCUGGUUUGUCCAAGGUGCACAUCUACCAGCAUACUGUUCAGCAGACGUUUCGCGUUGUCGGUCGCAAGCUGCAGGACCAUGAAGUGGUCAUCAACUGCGCAAUUCUUAAGGGGCUCAAAUAUAAUCAGGCAACGGCGACGUUUCAUCAAUGGCGCGACAACAAACAGGUGUACGGCCUGAAUUUUAGCUCGAAGGAGGAUGCCGAUCUUUUCGCGCGCGCCAUGUUUCACUCCUUGGAGGUUCUCAGUAACAUCGUGCGACAGCCACAGCAACAGUAUUCGCCGGCACAGCCACCCACACAGCAGCAGUACGACGAGGACAUGGGCUAUCGUACAAUGACGCGCGAGGAUGUCGCCAUGAUUCAAGAACGGCGGAUAUCUACUGCGCUCAUGUCGCCGCAACAGACGUCGCCCAUGAACAAUGUGCCUCAAGCGCCAGCACUACCUAAUAAUGUAGUUCAACCUAGUCCAAUAUCGCCACCUUCCAAUCCAGGUCAUCAACGUACGACAAGUGCACCGCCAGCACCACCGCCAAUGAGUGGUCCACCACCGCCAAUGUGUGGACCGCCACCACCUCCGAUGGGUCCUCCGAUGGCACCGCCAGUGCCUCCCAUGGGCCCACCGAUGCCAGCCAUGAACGGUAUUGGUGGUCCACCUCCCAUGGGUCCUCCAAUGCCGAUGAUGAAUAUUGGCGGCCCUCCGCCUCCGCCACCACCUCCAAUGAACAUGACACGUUCAGCAAGUAGUGAUCAGGUCGAGAAUUCGCUUGCGGCUCAACUGCAAAACGCGCGCUUAAAGAAGAGUCAAAAGAAUAACGCGCAACCGCCACCGGCUGAAAACAGUGGAUCGUCCACAAGCAGCGGUGGCAGCAGUAACUACGGUACGAUAGGCCGUGGUGGCGGUGGUAGUAUGGCUUCCAUGAUGGAUGAGAUGGCAAAGACUUUAGCGCGACGGCGGGCAGCUGUUGAGAAAAAGCCAGUGCCAGAUGAUGACGACAAGAAGGCAACGUGGGAGAAGACCAAUACGCUGCCGGCUAACAGCGGUAAACACGCGCACAACGGCGAUUCGCCGAAGAGUGUGCGUAAGCGAUUCGGGUCUGCGUCCGAGGAAACCAUCCUCAAGGUGAACGGACUCACCGAUGGACUAUCGCUCGCACCUACGGAUCUUGAAGCACUCAAGAUCGAACUAAUCAAGGAGAUUCAAAAAGAAAUUACAAAAAUGAAGCAUGAAAUAUUAGACGCAAUCAAAUCAGAACUGAACCGAAGAUAAUUUAGCAUAAACGAUGUUGCGAACAAACACAUCAGCGUUAACGUUAACCCUAAUAAGAGCAAAUAACUGCAAAUUACUGCAAGAACAAUUUUAUAAUUUUACAUUCUUAAGUAUAAACUAGGAGGAAGGAACGAGCGACACGCGCGCGUCGGUAUAUAACAGCGGCGUUCACCAUUGAUGAUAAACAACGUUCGUAAGAAAACAUAACACUACAAAUUAAGUACCGAUAUGUAUUUAUUAGUCAACGAGCAGUAAGGAGUAGGAGAUGAGCAUGAAGUCUGUUGGUCAGAACAGAUUGAACUACAACUUCGCAAAAGUAAGUAUUGUAUAAAGUACAUGGAUGAACACGAGGAGCUAGCGUAUUGAUAAAACGAUAAACGAUAAUGUGGAUGUUUCCUAAGGCUGUUUUCCGUAUUUACAAUUUAUUUAUAUGGUACGAUUAGCGAUAAAGAUGAGAAUACAACCACCGGUAGGGAAAAAUUCUACAGCUACUUAUUAACGAUAAAAAGUAACUAACAUAAUUCUUGCUACCGUAAACUGCAAAAAAGGAGAAACCCACCAAUAUUACAAACAUAGAGCGCUAUACACAUGCAAUAUACAAAACAUUCUACUAAUAAUCAAACGAAAACAAUCGGUUGUGUCUAUUAAGUAAUGAAUUGUAGAUUGAAAAUGUAAAAUUACACAUGAUAGGACGAUAGGAAACGAAUAUUACAGAAAAUGUAUAGAACAUAGGCAAUGAGCAAGUAUCCCAUUUCAAGCGGGUUUCCUGCUCGUUUUAAGACAAUUUUAAUCGAUGCGAAUGCAGAUGGCAUGGUACGUGGAGCGGAAGUUAACCGGCUGAUAAAUAACUGAAUAUAUUACAUGUCUUUUACAUUUUUGUAACAAUACGGGUCUGUCAUUGUUCAUCGUCGCUGUUUUUUCGUUUAGUUAUAUUCAACACGUCUAAAACCGGCUGCGGGUCAUCGUUAUUUGAUGGCCAGUGUCAGUAUUUCAAGUUCACACACUUGCAUGAUUGUAUUUGCAAGAACAAAUAGUUUUACGCCACAGCCAUUGGUUGUUGAGUGUAUAAUCAGGAUUGUUGACACAUUGGUUGGAAACAAUUGCAAUGGUUUUGUCUGUUUUAUCUGAUGUUGUAAAUUUCGAUCACUGUUAUGAGUUUUACUUGUUGGUAUAGCAAAGCAGACGAAAUUCAUUGACUAGAUCAAUUGAAGACCGACUGGCUUUGUUUGACAAACAUCCUACAGACUUUAUUCAGCCAGUGGAUCGUCAAGAGGGGACAUAAUGAACAAACCCCAUGUUUGCAAACGAUUUGUGUUUGUUAAACAAAUUAUGUGUUAAUAAUGUUGGAUGUUUCAUAAGUUAAACAUCAAAUAGUCAUCUGAUGCACAACGAUGAACGUGAACUUGACGUUAUAUGUUGUAUGGCUUGUAUAGAUUAACAUGAUUUGGACCAGUGAAGCAUCCAACAUGUAAUCAUUCACAUGACAAACAUAUUUCCGAUAUUUUCAUUACAGACAUUUCGAUCAGUUUCAAGUCGAUUCGUUCUCUACUAAUUUUUUACGCAGAGCGCAUUAUUUUUGUAUAUAUAUUAUAUAUUAGUUCAUAAGGACUUCCAGUAUUUAUUAAACAUAAAUUAUACACGUUCAUACAUUCGACACAGAUAAAAUUGGAAAUGUGCCAUUCAUCAUUCAUUCACAUACACACAUCAGUCACGGAAAAUUGAUUCGAACAAAAGCGCCGAUAAAAAAUGUUAAUCGUGUAACGUGCUUUCAAACAAAUAUUCAACGGAACUGUGUAUAUUCGUACCUAGCGAAAGGCAUAUUUAAUUAAAUAUAAAGAAAAACUACUGCAUACUCAUGUAAACACUAAACAUUAACAAAAAUCAUAACUUACAUUACAUACAUCGAAAAAACGAUUCCAUUGUGUCCUAUUAUACAUACAUAAAAAUGUUUUAUUCCAAAUCAUUUUGAAUCUUGUAUGUAAUUUGUAUAAUUUCGUAAUCAGCGAAAGAAAGAAACAUUAUUAAAUUUUACUUAUAGUAUACAAGAUGAAAAUUAUACAUAAUCAUAAAAAAAAGGAAAUUCAAGAUUGUAAGCAAAAUGGUAAUAUUUGUUUAUUACACUUAUAAUAUGUAUUAAUUUCCUAAAUAAUGUUUACAUAUUUGGGAGAAACAGGCGUUAACAAAGCGAACUUGAUUAACGACGAUGAUGAUUUCUUUUUGUGAUAUUUUGCUUUCUCUAUUAAAUUAAAUUUUUGUCUCAAUGUUUGUUACGUUCUUUUAGCGUGCACUGCAAACGAGUAUAUUUAUAAAUUAUACAAGAACAAAAAAGAUUUCUAUAAAUGUAACGAUAUUGAUUAAUAUACGAAGUACAUAACUAUGAAAAUUUACAGAUUGUGAUCUCACGAACAAAUGCAAUAGCACAAUUUUCAUGCGUUUUUGGAAAAAGUUUCGUUUGUAUUUUCAAUUGUAAGUGAGCCGAGAAGAGGGAAAUUAUGUUAAAGGAGUAAAACCAAAAAGUAAAUGUAUGAUGAUAUUAUUGUGCGGUGCGAUACGCAAAAUAUGAAGCCAUGGAAGCCGAAGAAACGUGAAACCAAGAUGUUUUUUUUUAUGUUAUAUGUACCGCCGGUUUUUUGUACAUUUUUCGAUUUUACUACAAACAAAAUGUAUUUGAAAUAAAUAAUAUAAAUAUGAAAUAAAA